GUACGAUUCUUACUAGCCCGAGCGAGAGCAGACGCAAGUCGUAACCUUUCCCGGCGAGUCCAAAUCCGCGUAAUUGGGAUUUCAUUUCAUUGAGUUCCGCCACUAUAUAUCGUUCAUCUCUCUUUCUUUCACUGAGUUCUUCGUCCGCCAUUGAAACCUACUCUUAUUGAAACCCAUUGCUACCUUCGUCCGCCAUUGUCCGCUAUUGCUGUUUCGUCUUCCAUUGAGUUUUUUUUUGUAUAUGAGUCUUCUUUGUCCGCCAUUGCUGGCCACAGAUUGAGCUUUAUAUUGUCUAUCUCGUAGUGGGUUUUACGGAUUUUGGUUAGUCUUCUCCUAAAAAUUCGAUUUUGGUUAGCUAUACGUUUCGACCUCUCAAAAAAAACUCUUCUUUGAUUGGUGAUUGCUUCCAUACGGGUAAAUUGCCAUCAACAGUGUGUGAAAUUUUGAUCCAAAGAAGUCAGAUUUUUUAGAUAUUUGGAAUUAUUGGAGCUCGUUAGGGCACUCACUCAAUGGCGGAUUUCCAGACAUCAACACAACGGGCCAAGUGGAUUUUCACUCCACAGAAACUGGCAGAGAGAUAUAAAGCUGCUAACCAGAGGGCAGUGCAAAUCCUGGAGAAGUGUGGAACAACCCGUGUUGAAGUAGAUGCCAGUGGAUCACUAACAUAUCCUAAAGAAAAAGUUGAUGCAGGAGAUCGAGCUGAUAAGAAGCUUAAGCCUUUGAAUGUUGAAGAAGAACGUUUCAUGAGAGCAUUUUAUGAGGACAAGGUCCAAGACGUGUGCAGUGCCUUUAAAUUUCCUCACAAGAUUCAGGCAACAGCCCUUCAAUACUUUAAAAGAUUUUAUCUUCAAUGGUCUGUUAUGCAACAUCAUCCAAAAGAAAUAAUGUUAACCUGUGUGUAUGCAGCUUGUAAAAUAGAGGAGAAUCAUGUAUCUGCUGAGGAAAUAGGAAGGGGGAUUAAUCAAGAUCACCUCAUAAUUCUCAAGUAUGAGAUGGCUGUUCUUCAGAGUUUGGAAUUUGAUCUGAUUGUUUAUGCACCGUAUCGUGCAAUCGAAGGUUUUGUCAACAACAUGGAGGAAUUUCUUCAAGUUAGAGAUGAUGAAAUGCUAAAAUUGGAGAAUUUGCUCAAAGCGGCAACAGCAGAAGCUGAUAUAGUUAUGCUCACGGAUGCUCCACUCCUCUUUCCUCCUGGCCAGUUGGCGUUGGCGUGUUUACGUAUUGCAAAUGGGGCUCUUGGAGUGAUUGACUUUGAUAGGUACCUAGAGAAAAUUGUUUCUCAACCAAACUCUGAGCACACGAUUUCAGAGCUUACAGAGUUACUUGAUAACAUUGAAUAUAUGAUAAAGAACUACAAGAAACCAAGUGAAAAGGACAUGAAGCAUAUCAACCGGAAGCUAAAAUCUUGCCUAGGACAUAGUUCUUCACAUGACGAGAGUAAGAAACGGGAGAAGAGAUCGAAGCACAAGUCACAUAAGAGCUCCAGUGAUACACCAAACAGUGCACCGAUAGGUUGAGUUUCUCGUUCUGCCAUGUGCAAUUUUCCAUUGGCACUUUGGUUAGUUUUAAUCUUAUUAAACAGAGAAAAUCCCCUUUAUAGUUUUUUCGUCCCCUGUUCUUUUACUAGUAAAUUUGAACAGAUCUGAAAAUUCUUGUAUUGGAAGUUUAUGUUAACAAUAUUGGCCACAAAAAUUUGUUUGUUCCGACGA
Molecule: messenger RNA, 1706 nt
Organism: Capsella rubella
Lineage: Eukaryota; Viridiplantae; Streptophyta; Magnoliopsida; Brassicales; Brassicaceae
Product: cyclin-H1-1
Exons: 13
Coding region: 510-1514 (334 amino acids)
Biological process (GO): regulation of transcription by RNA polymerase II; regulation of cyclin-dependent protein serine/threonine kinase activity
Cellular component (GO): nucleus; transcription factor TFIIK complex
Molecular function (GO): cyclin-dependent protein serine/threonine kinase regulator activity
Source: RefSeq, a predicted model, not a curated record